CUCUCCUCUCCUCUCCUAUUUUUUCAGUGCUGUUUCACCUGAGGGUGCUAGUUAUCUUCAGAUCAACUAAUACUUGUUGGUCAUCCCUUUCCUUGAUAUUUUUACUAGCAGACUCCCAACAUUUCUCUCUCUGAAAUUUGUGUCCUGCAUAGUCUCCAGAAUUUUUAACAGCUCCAGCUCAAAUAGUUUCCUGAUGUUCUGCUGUAUGACCAGAUCUCAAACCCUGUGAAGCCCUUAGACAAAGCUGAGUAAUUUUGCACUGGCCUAAGGCAAACAAUCCUACCAUGCUGAUGCAUCCCAUCUCUGGACACUGCAGUGAUGGUCAACCUCUACCAAGCUGGACAGACUCAUUUAAUCUCCCUUUUACGUCACUAUUCCUUUAACCAUGCUGAUUUAUUCCAAGGCUCAGUAUGCAAUGCCUUUCAAGCAUGUUUCACCAAUGCACACACAGUCUGUCAAGAAGACUCUUAGAAUUUUGAAUACCAGACCAUUCACCCCACUGUGCUUACCUACUGAGGAACGAUUACUUUGAAUGCCUACAGUAUUGGAUCUUUUCCAGUUUCCUGAAUGUUAAUUAAGAUCUUGUUCAAAUGUGCCUUACACUGCCCAGCUACAAGACUGGAUCUAGAUUUAACCAGGUGCAGUGUCUUUCACUGAGCAGAAUCUUUUCUACAUAAUCAAGCUGGAGCUGGGCUUCCCCCCUGUUAAACUCAGGGGAAUCCGCCCACAGGAUCAAGAGGAGGUGGAGGAUGGAAAGAGAUAUAAAGCUACCCAGAAGCAGCUCAACUUUACUGCCCUAGUUGCACGGAUCUACUCUCAGCAUGAAGAUACCUCUGGUGGUGCUGCUGCUCAGCCUGGCAUGCGUAGAGCUGGCCCAGUCCUUGCGGUGCUACACAUGCAAGGAGCCAACGGACAUUUCCAUGUGCAGAACUCCCACCGAAUGUCCCCCAAGAGCCAAGGUGUGCACAACAACUCUGCACUCUGUAGACUUGGGUUACCCAUUUUUUGGGAACAUCACCGUCACAAGAAGCUGUGAAGAGGAGUGUGUCACUUAUGAUGGGAUAGGGUCAAACAGGCCAACAUCAUGCUGCUACACUGACCUCUGCUCUGAUGACACCAGGAGCAGCAAGGGGGAGAGAAGCAGCUCUGCAGUGCUGGGUGUGAUGGCCAUGGUUUUUGGCACACUCCUCCAGUGUGUUCUGUGAUGUGAUGGGCAUCUGUGCUCCAAGCAAAGCAUUCUCACUCCUCUCUCUGCCAAGAUACCUUGUGAACUUUUAGAUGCCUUGGGAAAACUUCUUCACCCAUCUUGAGCGCUGUGAAUUCAAUGGGAUUCAAGCCAGGAGUUUGGGCAUCCAGACCUAAAAUCCUCAAAUUUCCAGUUUCCAGCUGUUAUAAACAGAUGUUCUUCACCUAUGGUUGUUUCUGUUCCCCAGAACCCACAUCUCACCUUGAAGCUUUCUUCACUGGGGAGCAGAGGUGGAUAAAGAGCAGUGGCUCUGAGCAGCAGGAGGGACUGGGCAGUGCCACCAAUGCUGGUGCUUGGGAAUGACCCCAGCAAGAGCAGGGGCUGUACUCACACUGCACACAACAGAUCUCCCCAGCUCUCACACAGUGUCUGUCUGUGACAAGAACCUAAUGCAAAACUUCUAAAAUACCUGCAACUCUUCAUCAGGAUCUUGUUUUAUUUUAUUUUAUUUCCACGCUAAGUGCUGUCUCCUGCGUCAGAUGGACUCAGCAAAGUGCAGUUUGCAAUUGCAGGGAGCUGGCUCUUAAUUCUGUCUAGAAUAAGUUAUGGAAUGGGUUCAGAAGGGCUCUACCUUCAUGCAUGGAGAUGGGACAUAUUUCUGAAAAGCUCAAAAGAUGUUCAGGAUGAAGAACUUAAGGCUAGUUAAACUGAUCAAAAGCAAAUCAAGGAGUUUGGAUGGACCAAACUCCCAUCAGCCCUUUGCCUGAACUCAGGUUGCAGUCAGAGCCCCUGGCUUUCUCCUUCCAGAUUUUUCAGACUGUUGUAAACAGUUUCUCCUAUUACUCUCUUCCUCAUUCCUUCACAGCAGGGAUGACAGAAACAGAAAAGUAAUGAUUAUUUCAGGCCUCAGCUCUUGGAAAAGUCAGUGUCUCCACUCAGUGCUGGGGAUUUGCUUUGAUUCUCCCUUGGAGCAGCUGUAAAAUUUGGUUUUGAUGCUCUGUCUGCUGUAAAAACAGGAGUGGAAGCAGAUCCAAACAAGUUAGGCAUGGCCAGUUCAUAGGUCUUUUUGGGAGGGGAGAGCUGAGGAAUGUGCAUUUCUCUCUCAUCUUAUUCCCUGGUUCAUUCAGGGAAUGAAAGAGGCAAAAGGCAGCAUGGAUACAUCCCAUGAACCAUUCUAACACAUUCAUAAUGUUUCUGCCAUGUCCUCUGUGGCAAACUCAGUUUUCACUCUAUAUCCAUAACAGA
Numida meleagris (helmeted guineafowl) is the source of this 2431-nucleotide messenger RNA. Its product is annotated as ly6/PLAUR domain-containing protein 2-like. Gene Ontology annotation, molecular function: acetylcholine receptor inhibitor activity. The transcript has 4 exons. The record is from RefSeq and is a predicted model, not a curated record. NCBI's taxonomy places the organism in Eukaryota, Metazoa, Chordata, Aves, Galliformes, Numididae. The coding region runs from base 822 to 1205 and encodes 127 amino acids.